AGUAAUUCUCUGUAGUAGUUUUUAGACUGAUUCAGCACCCGAAUAACCCGAACUCUUGCUCCUGUCCGGCUUGCGUCGUGAGACAUGCCUCUAUGGAUGCAACUUCGCCCCUGACGCCCGAAUCAGCCCAACAACGCGGCGGGGCUACCUCUUCCUCUGCCGCUGGGCCUAGAAGAGCCCACCAAAAGAGCCGCCUUGGCUGCAAGACGUGCAAGUCAAGGAAAAUCAAAUGCGACGAGCAAAAGCCAGCAUGUGGCAACUGUAUCAGACAUCAUGUCCAGUGCGACUUCGUCGAAACUUCGGCGGCACCGUCUCGCUCUCCAAGCACGAGUUUUCUAGAUUUGAAUAUGGACCAACUAGAACUACUUCACAAUUAUACCACAAGCACUUACGCCACGCUUUCUGAGAGCCCCGUCAUUCGGGACUUCUACCGGAUCACUGUGGUCCAGAUUGGUCUAGAAUGCGACUACGUCAUGAGAUCUCUCCUGGCCGUAUCGAGCCUUCAGUUGGCUUAUUAUCGACCGCAUAUGAGAGAGCAUUACCGGUCGACAGCGGUGCAUCAUCACGAGAUCGCCUCUAGGAUUGCUGGUAACCUAAUGCAGGAUCUAAACGCGUCCACGGUCGAGAAACUGUUUCUAUUCUCCACGUUGACUGUUUUCUAUGCCUUCGGGUGCCCACGACGCGACGACCAACUUCACCUAGUCGGCGAGAGCGAUAUCCCCAACUGGUUCUUCCUGCACCAAGGCACCCGUGCCUUGUCCGAGCUUGCGAGCACACGAUUAGAUGGGGCUCUGGCCCCUAUUUUUCAACAUGGCAUCGAUCGCUGGCAAGCACGAGAAGUUUCCCGGCAAACCGUAUCCCCUGUGCACCAGCAUCUCGACAGGCUGCAGACCUCGAUCGAGCGCAGCGAGCCAGACGCAGCACUUCGAAAUACGUAUAUAAAUGCAAUCUCAGAGUUGCGUAAAUCGUUUCUAUCUAUGGAAUGUGGGCGCGGUCAGGCCUAUGAAGUGACGGACAUCUUCAUCUGGGUUUUCGUGGUCGGCGAUGAUUUCGUGCCGUUACUUCGCGUGCCGACGCAAAGCGCCGUGACCAUCUUAGCAUUCUUCUGUGUCUUGUUAAGGGGUUUGAAGAGUCAAUGGUGGUUAAAUGGCUGGGCAGACUAUCUGAUGGCAAAAUCGUAUGCAUUGCUGGACAGAGAGCAUCGCCUUUGGAUUCAAUGGCCGAUGGAGGAAAUUGGAUACAUCCCGUAAUUAAUCGUACAUGGAUCACGUCAACAACAAAAUACUAGCACAUUAUUUCGUGAGGGCUGCCUCACAAAGAAGAUGUAUCCAUAAGUAAUUCAUAUACAGCGAUUAAAUUCUAUUAUGA
Messenger RNA from Xylaria bambusicola, 1368 nucleotides. RefSeq lists its product as uncharacterized. Lineage: Eukaryota; Fungi; Ascomycota; Sordariomycetes; Xylariales; Xylariaceae. The coding region runs from base 93 to 1250 and encodes 385 amino acids. The transcript has 3 exons. Gene Ontology annotation, biological process: regulation of transcription by RNA polymerase II. Gene Ontology annotation, molecular function: DNA-binding transcription factor activity, RNA polymerase II-specific; zinc ion binding. The record is from RefSeq and is a predicted model, not a curated record.